GUCGCUCCCCCACCCAUCCGCCAGGGGGCGCCGGAGCCACGCGCGCCCGCCAGUCCCCCGGAACGCGCGGAAGGCAGCCGAGGUCCCGGCGGAGCGAUUGGGCGGCAGCACCGGGAAGCCUGGGGACGCCGCCGGCCGCAGAGGUGGCCUGAAGGGUGCAGCGGCGGAAGCCGAGAUGGCGGCUCUGCCCGUUUCUCGCCUUGUCCCACGCGGCGCAUCCCUCUGGAGGCCUCUGGCGGCUUCCUCCGCUUCUGCCCGGGCGCUCCAUCAGACACCAGCAGCCGACAGGGCUGACAGUGCUGUUCAGGUGCAGAAGAGCUCGGCAAUCGUUCAGAAGAAACCCUCCCUCCCCAGCAGCCGAGGUGAAUAUGUCGUCGCCAGACUGGAUGACUUGAUUAACUGGGCUCGUCGGAGCUCCUUGUGGCCGAUGACUUUUGGCUUGGCCUGCUGUGCCGUGGAGAUGAUGCACAUGGCGGCCCCUCGCUACGACAUGGACCGUUUUGGGGUGGUCUUCAGAGCCAGUCCCCGGCAAGCCGACGUCAUGAUUGUGGCAGGCACGCUGACCAACAAGAUGGCACCUGCGCUCCGGAAGGUUUAUGACCAGAUGCCUGAGCCACGUUACGUGGUCUCUAUGGGGAGCUGCGCAAACGGCGGUGGCUAUUACCAUUACUCUUACUCUGUGGUGCGGGGGUGCGAUCGGAUUGUGCCUGUGGAUAUCUACGUUCCAGGUUGCCCGCCUACGGCCGAAGCUCUUCUCUAUGGGAUCUUGCAGCUGCAGAAAAAGAUCAAGCGGGAAAAGAGGCUCCAGAUCUGGUACCGCAAGUAGUUUUGUGGAUCUCUUAAGCUGUUAGACUGUGAGUGGACAUCCCGGAUGCACCUAAGCUGCUGUUCAUGUGUUUCUCUAAUAAAAUUGCUUGUGUGUGUGCGUGCGCACAAAUUGUA
Heteronotia binoei (common prickly gecko) is the source of this 942-nucleotide messenger RNA. RefSeq names its product NADH:ubiquinone oxidoreductase core subunit S7 (gene NDUFS7). The record is from RefSeq and is a predicted model, not a curated record. The transcript is spliced from 8 exons. Bases 176 to 826 code for a protein of 216 amino acids. Gene Ontology annotation, molecular function: quinone binding; 4 iron, 4 sulfur cluster binding; NADH dehydrogenase (ubiquinone) activity. Lineage: Eukaryota; Metazoa; Chordata; Lepidosauria; Squamata; Gekkonidae. Gene Ontology annotation, biological process: electron transport coupled proton transport; mitochondrial respiratory chain complex I assembly; aerobic respiration.